Perkinsus marinus ATCC 50983 is the source of this 1184-nucleotide messenger RNA. RefSeq lists its product as hypothetical. The transcript has a single exon. The coding region runs from base 1 to 804 and encodes 267 amino acids. The record is from RefSeq and is a predicted model, not a curated record. Lineage: Eukaryota; Perkinsozoa; Perkinsida; Perkinsidae.
AUGCAACCUACGAUCGGCUUACAGAAUCAGCAACAACAGCUGAAGGUGGAUCUAGGCGGAGGCAAGGCGCCAUCCCCGGCUGCACAACGAUUCCCUGGUCAAGGAUUGGGCACAGUAGCUACGGGGGCUAUGCCUAAAGUGCCACAAGCUACAGUGCAAAACUUGUUACAGUCUAUGCUUGCUCAACAACAAGCUCAACAACAACAAUCAGCUUCCCCGAGCACACAGUCAACCGUGGCGGGUCAGCAAGGUGGCAAUCAAAAUGCUGCUGCUGCUGCAGCUGCUGCUGCACUCGGUAGGGCCAAUCUCGGUAACUUACAUCAGUUAUAUCAGCGGCUACUCACACAGUUCACUCAUGGUGCUACUGGUCCUAUGCGGCGUCCUGGAGGUAUGACACCUACAGGGCCAUCUCCUUCGUCUCCGGGUUCUGCUAGUGCUGCUGCAGCAGCAGGAGGAGUACCCUCUGGUACCACUUCUAUGCCCGCCAUUCAGAAUAUGCUGCAGAAUAUAUUUGCCAAUAAUAGAUCGCAGUACACUACGGCGGCUACACCGAAGGGUCCUGGUGUACGAGCCCAGCAAGGGCCCUCUACUGCUACCACAGCGUCCCUACAGCAACAUCAGCAACAGCAGCGCUCGCCAUACCAGCAGUUCUAUUACGGCAAUGCGGUCAGUGGGGGUACUUCUAUUCUGCCCAAGGCUGUACCAUCUAAGGCAUCUGCGCCACCAGCACCGAGACCGCCGCCGCCGCCGACUACUACUGCUGCUCAUGAGAACCCUAGUGCCCCAUCGGGUUCCGGUCUCUGAUCGACUUGUGUGAUAGAUUCCACGCUGUUGUUGAUGGUAGUUGUGCUACAUCACGAUCACUAUUCUCUAUUCGCAACAAUUACAUCUGCUGCAAGUGCAACUAAAUCGUACAUAGUAUUGCUAUCAUUUAUUGAACGAUUGAUUGACGACCUAUCGUAUCGGGGUGUCCCAUUUUCUCCGUCGCCUUCAUAAUGAUUACAUUUAUUAGAAUCAAGCGUGUAGUGCUGAUACCACCACCACCAUCGUUGUUGUUGUUGUCGUUCUCGUCCCCACCCGCUUCUAGUCUACUGCUGCAGUAGUACUGCGUAUCAUCAUAUGUAUCAUUGGAGUACUCUAUCAACACCCUACGAUAAAGCCUAUAUCAUAAUAAUACCACCACU